UCACAGCUUUGAUUUUAUUAAUAUGCUAAACUCGCCAGCAAAGCCGAGACGCCCACAGGAGGCUUGGGCAUCACAGAAGGAAGUGUGGGUCCUCUGAAAUGAGAGUAUUCCCUGGAAUAUUCUGAAGAAUUCUGUAUAAUAACUAUCUCAGAUACGGAGGUCUUUUUGGUUCAUCAGAACCUUUCUGGCUGAAGGUUACAGUCAGCAAGAACAAUGGAGGCCAGCGGGAAGCUCAUCUGCAGACAAAGGCAAGUCCUUUUCUUCUUUCUCUUUUUGGGAUUAUCUCUGGCAGGCACAGAACCUAGGCGUUAUUCUGUGAUGGAGGAAACUGAGGGCCCCUUCUUUGUAACCAAUUUAGCAAAGGAUCUAGGUUUGGGGCAGAGGGAGCUCUCCAGGCGCGGGGCUAGAGUCACUUCCAAAGGGAACAAAUUGCAUUUACAGCUGGAUCAGGAGAAUGGGGACUUGCUGCUACAUGAGAAACUGGACCGCGAGGAGCUGUGUGGUCACACAGAGCCCUGUGUGCUGCAUUUCCAAGUGUUGCUAGAAAACCCCUUAGAGUUUUUUCAAGCCGAGCUACAAGUAAUAGACAUAAAUGACCAUGCACCGGAGUUUCUAGACAGAGAUGUGUUGCUAAAAAUAUCAGAGAGCAGUCCUACUGGAGCAAGAUUUCCUUUGAAGAGUGCCCGGGACAUGGACGUGGGCCAAAAUAAUAUUGAGAACUAUAUAAUCAGCCCCAACGCCUACUUUCGGGUUCUCACCCGACAACGCAGUGAUGGUGGGAAAUAUCCUGAAUUAGUGAUGGACAAAGCACUGGAUCGGGAGGAGGAACCUGAGCUCAGGUUAAUGCUCACUGCUCAGGAUGGUGGCUCUCCACCCAGGACUGGUACUGCUCAUGUCUACAUAGAGGUUUUGGACAUCAAUGACAAUGCCCCUGAAUUUGAGCAGUCUUUGUACCGGGUGCGGAUACCUGAAGACAGUCCCAUUGGCUCCCUGAUUGUUACUGUCUCUGCUACAGAUGUAGACUUAGGAAUAAAUGGUGAGAUUUCCUAUUCAAUUUUCCAGCCUUCAGAAGAGAUUGGCAAAACCUUUGAAAUUGACUCUAUAACUGGGGAAAUUCGACUGAAAAAACAACUUGAUUUUGAGAAAAUUUAGUCAUAUGAAAUCAAUAUUGAGGCUAAAGAUGCUGGCAGCUUUUCUGGGAAAUGCACUGUUGUCACUCAAGUCAUAGAUGUGAAUGACAAUGUCCCAGAAAUUACAAUGUCUGCCAUUACCAGACAGAUCCCUGAGAACUCUCCUGAGACAGUAGUGGCAGUUUUCAGUGUUUCAGAUAGUGAUUCAGAAGAGAACGGAAAAAUAACUUGCUUCAUUCAAGAUGAUCUACCCUUUUUACUAAAAUCUUCCUUAGAAAACUUUUACACGCUCCUAACAGAGAGACCCCUUGAUAGAGAGAGCCAGGCCGAGUACAACAUCACCAUCACGGUGACAGACAUGGGCACCCCCAGUCUGCAAACACAGCACACCAUCACAGUGCUGGUGUCAGACGUGAACGACAACGCCCCCGCCUUCAGCCAGCCCUCCUACACCCUGCUGGUGGGCGAGAACAACAGCCCCGCCCUGCACAUAGGCAGCGUGAGCGCCACCGACCCCGAUGAGGGCAGCAACGCCCAGGUCACCUACUCGCUGCUGCCGCCCCAAGACCCACAGCUGCCGCUCGCCUCGCUGGUGUCCAUCAACGCCGACAACGGGCAGCUGUUCGCGCUGCGCUCGCUGGACUUCGAGGCCGUGCGCGCCUUCGAGUUCGGCGUGGGCGCGUGGGACCGCGGCUCGCCCGCGCUCGGCAGCCAGGCGCGCGUGCGCGUGCUGGUGCUGGACCGCAACGACAACGCGCCCUUCGUGCUGUACCCGCUGCAGAACGCGUCGGCGCCCUGCAGCGAGCUGGUGCCCAGGGCGGCCGAGGCGGGCUACCUGGUGACCAAGGUGGUGGCGGUGGACGGCGACUCGGGCCAGAACGCCUGGCUGUCGUUCCAGCUGCUCAAGGCCACGGAGCCCGGGCUCUUCAGCGUGUGGGCGCACAAUGGCGAGGUGCGCACUGCGCGGCCGCUCAGCGAGCGCGACGCGCCCAAGCACAGGCUGCUGGUGCUGGUCAAGGACAAUGGCGAGCCGCCGCUGUCUGCCAGCGUCACGCUGCACGUGCUGCUGGUGGACGGCUUCUCGCAGCCCUUCCUGCCGCUGCCCGACGCGCCUGCCGACGCGCCCGUGGACGACCGCCUCACCGUCUACCUGGUGGUGGCCUUGGCCUGCGUGUCGUCGCUCUUCCUCUUCUCCGUGCUGGCCUUCGUGGCCGUGCGCCUGUGCAGGCGGUCCGGCCCGCCCGCGGGGGGCCCCUACCCGCUGCCCGACGCGCACUUCCCGGGACACCUGCUGGACGUCAGUGGCGCUGGGACCCUGUCGCACAGCUACCAGUAUGAGGUGUGUCUGGCUGGGGGUGCUGACACCAAUGAGUUCAAGUUCCUCAAGCCUAUUUUACCCAAUUUUCAGGGCCAUUCCCCUGGACCAGAAAUAGAAGAGAACCCUAACUUUCAGAACGACUUCAAUUUCAGUAUUCAGUGAUAAUAGGUUUCUGUCUCCCUUAACGUUUCCAUUGGGCCAGUUAACUUUAGGAAAGCCCUGUGUGUUUUAACAAGUGGUAGGAAGGCUUCAGAACACAUUCAAUUCUACAUAAGCUGGAAUAAUGACUUAGUUUUUUAAUAGAAAUUAAUCAGCCUAACUGGUGAUGAACAUCUCCAUGAUGGUCCUACCAUAGCUCAGAAGCCACCUAAAAUAGAGUGUGUGCAUUCAUAUAAUUCUGUUUUAUAUUAAGCCUUAUGGAUGAUUUUGUAUAUUGCCCAGAUUACCUUGGGGAAAUCAAAAACCUUUUCAUAUAUUUUAAUGGUAACUUAUUCUUUCUUUUAUGUCAUUUGGCUUAGUAAAAGUUCCAUAUGUCUACUUUGUGAUGCAGGAGCAGAACUGUACAUGGUAUUCCUAUCUAAAAUAUAAAUACAAAAUAUAAUACAUUUGCUAGAUGGUUGACUAAUGGUUAUAAUAUUAUCUUUUCUUCAUUGUUAUAACAUGAUGAAUGGUCCUAAACCUUACGUCUCAGAAUGCUGAACUUAACAAUUGCACUUGUUCUGGAGAGAUUAGGCAUCAGUGAACAUAGUUACAAACCAAUUCUAUGUAAUCUAUUGUAUUUCCUUUUUUGAAAUUUUCUUUGGUUUUCAAACUGUUGUAUAUGUUAGAACAGUAAUGCACCAACACUAGAGUUUAACUAAAGAGAAAAGAAAGCAUCCAGUAAAGUGUUUGGUUCUUGCUCUAGUGUUCUCAUAAUACUUAUCUUUGAUGUUUUCUCAUAGAUCUUAUAUUGAUUGUACAUCCUUUCUUUAAAGUUACAAUGUUAAUUUUAUCAUAAUUUUUACAUUGCUUUUAAAUUGGUUUUAGAAGGGAAAAAAUAUCUACACCAUGUUUAUCCAAUGAGGGGAAUUAGUUUAAUUGUAGUAUUGGAUUUUUCCUUUGAGAAAUAUGGAAUAAGUUUAGGGAGCCUUUAGCAAUAGUUCAGCAGAUAGGGUGCUUGCCUUGCAUGCAGUCAACCCAGGUUUCAUUCCUGGCACCCCAUAUUGUCUUCUUAGCCCUCUCCAUAGUGGUUCUUGAAUGUAGGUCCAGGAGUAAGCCUUGAGCACUGCUGGGGGUGGCCCCCAAACAAAGAAAAAAUAGUAAAUUCAGUGGUUAUUCCAUGCACAUUUUUAUUUUCUUCUUAGUAACUAAACCUAAAUUUAUUUUUUUUGGGUCACACCCAGCGAUGCUCAGGGGUUACUCCUGGCUCUGCACUCAGGAAUCAUUCCUGGCAGUGCUUGGGGGACCAUAUGGGAUGCCGGGGAAUGAACCCAGGUCGACCGCAUGCAAGGCAAACAUCCUAACCGCUGUACUAUUGCUCCAGCCCCUAAACCUAAAUUUCACCUAUAAUAUUAACAUGGUCACAAAACAGGCAAUAUUUUCCUACCUUAUCUGGCAGCUAGUAUAAAACAUAAAAUUAAUUCAUAAUAAAGUGUACAUGCAAAUGUUGAAGGAAAGGUCCAAGAAAACUGUGUAAGGAAAAGGAUUCAUCUAAAAAACAUCUGAAGGAUUCAUCUAGGAAGUGGCCCCCUUCCCACCCCUUUCUAACUGUUACUUUAUGCUUGGAAUAUUUCGGCCACAGGUUAGAAAAUUGUUAAUAUUGUACAACAAACACUAAUGGUGGAACAACUUACGGCAGAGAAUAAACUUAAAACAGGUUGAGGUUCCCUGAGAAUCACAAAGUAAUUAUGUCAUCCCUGGAUUUCCUUUUACUGAACUAUUCUACUUGAGAAAUAAUAGAACUUAUAUUUUACUUAUCCUAUCAUCAUUUUUCCUCCUAUUUCAUUGGUAUCCAAUCCUAAUAUUUUAAGAAUAUGUUUCUUUUUAAUUUUUUAUUCAGUCACCAUGUGGAAAGUUACAAAGUUUUCAGGUUUAAAUCUCAGUUAUACAAUGCUCGAAUACCCUUAACAAUAUGUUUUAAUGCUAUGUAAUACAAUAAAAUGCACAGAUAUUAUAGCCUGAUCUAACAUUUGAUGUUUAUAUCUUGAUUUCAAAUUUAGGAGAAUGUGCUAUAUUGUAUUGUAUUAACCAUAUUUUAAUCAUCAUCCUAAUCUUAAGAAAGUUGGUAUAUAUCCUCUUUUUACAUAUGAGUAAACAGAAGUUUGGAAAGUUUAACUAGGGCUGGAGAUAUAGUACAGUGGGUGGAGCAUUUGUCUUCCAUGCAGCCAAUCUGAGUUCAAUACCCAUCAGCCCAUAAUGUACUCAUAGACUAAUCAGGAAUAAUCUAUGAGUGCAGGUCCAGGAACAAGCCCUGAGCACCACUGGGUGUGGCCUGAAAAAAAAAGAAAGUUUAAUGUGCUCAUAAUUUAAUUCUAAGAAAUAAAGAAAAUGUGAACUAUAUCCUCAGUCUGCUUGAAUUUGCCAUUGCAGUUCUUAACCCAUAAAUGACAGUGCUGCUACCACUGCAUGUCUAAUGGUACAUGGGCACACACUGUGUUUGCUUUAUGGAUAAUAUAGCACAGGGGAUUGAACCAGGGUCAGUUACAUACAAGGCAUGUGCCUUAACCCUGUGGUCUCUUCGGCCAACUAGAAUAUCUUUUAACUAAGAUAGUGUGAUCCAUCUAUUCCAUGAAUUGAAUAAACUCCUCUGUAGAAAAGUAAGUUUUAGUUGACAGUUUAUAUAGUUAAUAGUUGUUUCUGUACAAAUGUCCACUCUGCUCUAGACAAAAUAAACACAAUAGUAUCACAGAAAGGCUCCAUAGUUCUGGAAUGUAGGUCCAGAUGUAAGCCCUGAGCACUGCUGGAUGUGGCCCCCUCCAAACAAAGAAAAAAUAGUAAAUUCAGUGGUUAAUCACUAUAAUCAUGAGAGCAAGAUUUUGUUUGGAGGAGUUUUGUUAAUUUUUGGGUCACACCCAGGUGUUCUCCACUCAGGAAUUGCUUCUGGAGGUGCUUGGGGAUAAUAGGGGAUACCAGGGAUUGAACUUGGGUGGUUCAUGUGCAAGGCAAGUACCCUACUCACUGUACUAUCUCUCCAGCCCGCUGAUAUCUGCACCUUUUCAAUGUAACAUAUUCAUGAUUGCACAAAUAAUACCCCAAACAUAUUACAGAAUCAAUAUAUUGCUUGGAUUUUCUUGAGUUUAAUCUACUAUUUCUUUUUGUACUGCUUACUGUUAUCUCAUAUAUAUAUAUAUUUAAUUUUCUUUUCUUAGAACUUCUUUCUUUUAUAUGUCUUCAUAAAUACUUUGUUAAAGAAUCAAGUACAUCAUAUUUAUUUGGGCAUAUCAUUUAAUUACAGAAAAUAACCAAUUUCAGAGAAUUACAGGUAGUAUAAUAGGAACUUUUAGACCCAAGUACUUAGGAAGAUUCUGGAACUUUAGUAGGAAAAACAUGAUAGGAUCUAUUUAUUUUCUGUUAAAAUUAAGAAUAUGUCUUAAGUGAGUUAAUUCUUAGCUUACCAAAAAACCUAACAUUUUUAAAUUAUCUGCUGUAAUACUAUUCCUAGUAUUGCAGAACAAUUAUUUCUUUUUACUCACAGUUGCUGUGUGCACCAUAAUUCAUGUGUGGGUUUUGUGUUAGUUUUCUACUGAUGCUAUAAAAUACUUCCAUAAAUGCAGUUGCUUAAAAUAAUAAAAAUGUUUUAACUCAUGGUUCUUUAGGUCAGAUGCCUGGCAUGUAUCGUACAGGUUAAAAUCAAGUUGUUACAAGGAUGCAUUUCUUUUUGGUAGCCCUAAAAAAUAAAAACAUUUUUGUCUUUUAAAGUUUUUAGAUGCUUUCUACAUUAUUUGACCCACUGUUCAUCCUACUUUAAUGCAUUAUAUCCUCUCUUGCCACAACACAGAGCUCUAUGUGAAUUCACAAAAUACAGAAACAUAGAACUCGGUAUUUUAUAUUACAAAUACAGUUUGGACAACCGAUUUAAACCAGAAUGUGUGAUGCAGUGAGAACCACAUGGUGGCGCUGCAGGUCAGAGAAUGGAAAUCAACAGCUUUUCCGGU
Sorex araneus (European shrew) is the source of this 6581-nucleotide messenger RNA. Its product is annotated as protocadherin beta-8-like. The record is from RefSeq and is a predicted model, not a curated record. NCBI's taxonomy places the organism in Eukaryota, Metazoa, Chordata, Mammalia, Eulipotyphla, Soricidae. The transcript has a single exon. Bases 1258 to 2610 code for a protein of 450 amino acids. Gene Ontology annotation, molecular function: calcium ion binding. Gene Ontology annotation, biological process: homophilic cell-cell adhesion. Gene Ontology annotation, cellular component: plasma membrane.